AUGGCCGCUUCCACAAUGUCUCUCUCUUCUUCAUCAUUGGUUGGGAAGGCAAUCAAACUUUCUCCAUCCAAUCAGGACUUUGGGGUGGGAAGAGUUACAAUGAGAAAAACAGUCACAAAGAAGGUUUCUUCUGGUAGUCCAUGGUAUGGACCGGAUCGUGUCAAAUACUUGGGUCCAUUCUCCGGCGAAGCUCCAUCAUACCUCACCGGUGAGUUUCCCGGAGAUUACGGUUGGGACACUGCUGGACUUUCAGCUGAUCCAGAGACCUUUUCCAAAAACCGCGAACUAGAGGUCAUCCAUAGCAGAUGGGCUAUGCUGGGAGCCUUAGGGUGUGUCUUCCCGGAGCUCUUGGCUCGCAACGGUGUCAAAUUCGGGGAGGCAGUGUGGUUCAAGGCAGGAUCACAAAUCUUCAGUGAGGGUGGACUUGACUACUUGGGUAACCCAAGCCUUGUCCAUGCACAGAGCAUUCUUGCGAUAUGGGCAACUCAGGUUAUCUUAAUGGGAGCUGUUGAAGGUUACCGCAUUGCUGGUGGACCUCUUGGUGAGGUGGUUGACCCACUGUACCCGGGUGGUAGCUUUGACCCAUUAGGCCUUGCGGAAGAUCCAGAAGCAUUUGCGGAGUUGAAGGUGAAAGAACUGAAGAAUGGUAGGUUAGCGAUGUUCUCAAUGUUUGGAUUCUUCGUUCAAGCAAUAGUAACAGGAAAGGGGCCUAUAGAAAAUCUUGCUGACCACUUGGCUGACCCGGUUAAUAACAAUGCUUGGGCAUAUGCCACAAACUUUGCUCCUGGAAAGUGA
Molecule: messenger RNA, 795 nt
Organism: Lathyrus sativus (Indian pea)
Lineage: Eukaryota; Viridiplantae; Streptophyta; Magnoliopsida; Fabales; Fabaceae
Source: the annotation of a GenBank genome assembly